Messenger RNA from Anoplopoma fimbria (sablefish), 1741 nucleotides. RefSeq names its product short chain dehydrogenase/reductase family 39U, member 1 (gene sdr39u1). The record is from RefSeq and is a predicted model, not a curated record. Lineage: Eukaryota; Metazoa; Chordata; Actinopteri; Perciformes; Anoplopomatidae. Bases 111 to 1019 code for a protein of 302 amino acids. The transcript has 6 exons.
AGGCGAAAACAACUCUCACUGGCACCCAUCAGAGUGGUGCAGAAGGAAACGCUGUAACCUGCACCAACGUUUAGUUAUUUAAUUCAACAUUGGACAGUCAUUUAACCACCAUGAGAGUUUUAAUAGGAGGAGGAUCUGGCUUCGUGGGCCGUGAGCUGACUCGCCUGCUCAGAGACAAAGGGCACGAGGUCACGGUGAUAUCUCGCCAGUCUGGUCCAGGGAAGAUAACAUGGGGUGAGUUGGAGUCUCAUGGCCUCCCACCAUGUGAGGGCGCCGUCAACUUGGCUGGAGAGAAUCUGAUGAACCCACUGCGAUGGUGGAAUGAAAGCUACAAAAAGGAUUUGUUCUCCAGUCGUAUCGACACUACAAAAUCUAUGGCUCAAGCCAUUGCUGCCUCCUCCAGUCCUCCUCAGUCCUGGGUCGUAGUAUCAGGUGUAGGUUGUUACAAGCCCAGUGUGACAGCUGAGUAUACAGAAGACAGUGAGUGGACUCCGUUUGAUAUCCUCUCCAAACUUGUGAAAGAGUGGGAGGCCUCGGCACUUCUUCCUGAGAAUGUUACAAAAAACACCAAACAAGUUGUCAUCAGGUCUGGGGCAGUGUUGGGCCGCGAUGGUGGUGCCAUGAAGCAAAUGCUGCUCCCCUUCUGGCUCGGCCUCGGGGGCACUCUGGGGUCAGGAAGACAACCGUUUCCCUGGAUCCACGUCUCAGACCUGGCAGGACUCAUCGCCCACGCCCUGGAGCCCCCCUCUGCCACCCCAUCGCCUUCGCCACAAGUCUUCAACGGGGUCGCACCUGUGCUGAACACCAACCUCGAGUUCACUAAAGAACUGGGCCGGGUCCUGAGGAGGCCCACCAUUUUUCCCGUGCCUGGCUUCGUCAUGAACACCUUAAUGGGCUCUGAGAGGGCCGUGGUGCUCAUGCAGGGCCAGAAAGUCAUACCAAAGAGGACUCAAGAGGCCGGAUUUGAGUACAAGUACCCGGACUUGAGCUCAGCCCUGAAAGAGAUUGUUGGGAGUUAAAAAAUGUUGAGAGAAUAUCCGCUGAUUUAGGAUUUUCUGUAAUUGUGUGUUCAUAUUUACUGGAUUGGAGGAUUUUUAACAAAUAUGACAGCUCAAAUCAAGUGUUGAACCACAACUCUGGAUCACAAAUGGGUCUGAGGACUGCUUGGAAAAUGUUUUUCAUAUUACAUCAGACCACAUAUGAAUGAGGAGAGUUUUUUCAUGCUAAGCAUUACAUAGAAAAACCUAGACUCAAAAGACAAAUACAGGUGUGAUGCGUUACAGCAUGCAUUUAGUGCACACUGGGAUCAGAUUGUUCAGGUGCUGAAGGACUUCAUGAGGCAAAAAAUGAAAGUGAUAAAAUCACAACUUGAGCAGAGAAGAUAAACUCUGUCAUGUGUGAACUGCAGUCUGGAUAAGCUGGGCAGUAGAGCUGCAACGAUUAUACCAAUAUCGAUUCAUUGCUUUGUCUAUACAACAUCAGUGUAAUCAUUCCUACAUGAUCACAUGCAUUUAAGGUUUAUGCAAUAGAAAAUAACCAUAAUGAACAGUGGUGCUUUUGGACUUCCUUCGUUAAAGGGAUGAUAUUGAUGAACUUUCACCUGAAGUACUUAAACACGCAGGAGGAAAUGUCUUACUCUCCAUUUUGUGACUUUUAAAUAUCACAUUACUGUCCAAAUUGCUGCAUACUUGUUAUAAGAAAUGGACUUUGAUUUGUUGAAGGUGGUGCAUAAUAAAGCUGG